Molecule: messenger RNA, 1175 nt
Organism: Bombyx mori (domestic silkworm)
Lineage: Eukaryota; Metazoa; Arthropoda; Insecta; Lepidoptera; Bombycidae
Gene: RpS7
Product: ribosomal protein S7
Exons: 4
Coding region: 191-814 (207 amino acids)
Biological process (GO): rRNA processing; translation; ribosomal small subunit biogenesis
Cellular component (GO): small-subunit processome; cytosolic small ribosomal subunit; 90S preribosome
Molecular function (GO): structural constituent of ribosome
Source: RefSeq, a predicted model, not a curated record
CGAGAAAAUUUUUGAGAAAAACUGAUAGUGAUAUAUCUUUUUUAUUAAUAGUGACAUAUUUUUAAAUAGCUUGAAGUUAGAUUGAUUGAUCCAUUUAUACUAUUAUUACGUAUAUAGCUUUAAACGCGUCAAAGCAGAAACCAAAGCUCCGGGAAAUUAAUGCAAGUUUGAUGGCUCUUUCAGAAAAUUAAUGGCAACACUGGUAGUCUAUCUCUUUCCCUCCCGUAAAGUUGUCAAGAUGAGUACGAAGAUCAUCAAAGCGAGCGGUGCUGAGGCGGAUUCCUUCGAGACCUCGAUCUCGCAGGCGCUGGUCGAACUCGAAACCAACUCCGACCUCAAAGCCCAACUUCGGGAGCUUUACAUUACAAAAGCUAAAGAAAUUGAACUACACAAUAAGAAGUCGAUCAUCAUCUAUGUGCCGAUGCCUAAACUGAAGGCCUUUCAGAAGAUCCAGAUCAGGCUUGUCCGUGAGCUCGAAAAGAAGUUCAGUGGUAAACAUGUAGUCUUUGUUGGAGACCGUAAGAUCCUGCCUAAGCCCAGCCACAAAACUCGUGUUGCUAACAAACAAAAGAGGCCACGCUCAAGGACAUUGACCUCUGUGUACAAUGCUAUCCUCGAGGACUUGGUCUUCCCUGCUGAGAUCGUAGGCAAGCGCAUCAGGGUCAAGUUGGACGGCUCACAGCUCAUUAAGGUGCACUUAGACAAAAACCAACAGACUACUAUUGAACAUAAAGUGAGUAAUUUGAAUAAUUUACAAAUAGUAUUGAUUUUCACUAAACUUAUUUAUUUAUCAAAGAAGAUAAAUUAUGAUUAGAAUUUUUGUUAAACUGCAUAUCAAAAUCAAAAACUUACUGUGGGAUUAAGUAACUUAUAAGAAUGAUAGUUUUCAUGUCACAUGCUUCCUUUUAUUAGCUUUGAUAAAUGUAUGAAUGUGUGUUUGUCCACAAUGUUAUCAUUUUUAUUUCAUUAGAUUUGUAAGCUUUAAUAAUUUCUUGUCCAUGUAGUACUUAAAAGUGAAUAUAUUAAUUAAUGCCUAAAUAUUGUUUAUUUUUUUUCAGGUGGACACCUUCCAGUCUGUAUACAAGAAGCUAACGGGACGCGAAGUGACCUUCGAGUUCCCCGAACCUUAUUUGUAAACCUAGCCUAUGACUUUACAAUAAACAUAAAAAUCUAAA